This is a messenger RNA of Lachancea fermentati, 1050 nucleotides long. The record is from the annotation of a GenBank genome assembly. Lineage: Eukaryota; Fungi; Ascomycota; Saccharomycetes; Saccharomycetales; Saccharomycetaceae.
AUGACGGGCAAGUUGGUUAUAUGCAUGGUAGGGCUGCCUGCUCGAGGCAAAUCUUUCAUUGCAGAGCGUGUCAAGACUCACUACCAAGAGUUUUAUGGGAACGAAGAGAGCUGCAGGCUUUUCAACGCAGGGAAACAGCGGCGGCAGAUGGCUUCCGAUGAGGAAGAAGAAACUGUCGGUGAUGAGGCUGGUAAAGUCAGUGGGCAGCCGCUGUUACAUCGUACGAUCACAGAACAGGGCUACCUAAACCUCGCAUCCCUUGACGCCCAAGCGGCCCACGAGCUUUCAAAGCGGGCUAUGGCGGUUGAUGCGCCGAAGCAAACACUGUUCGACACACAAAACUGUGAAGCCGUAAGUCGGCGUGACGAAAUAGCGACAGCCACUCUAGACAAAAUGUGUCGCUGGCUCGCCAGCGAUGAUUCCCAUCGUAUUGGUAUAUUUGAUGCCACAAACACCACCAGGUCUCGCCGAAGGUUAAUUAUUGACACAAUAUCUAGAUUUGGAUCAGGUUAUCAGGUACUAUUUCUAGAAAGCAUAUGCAAUGAUGAGGCGGUGAUAAACCGGAAUAUUCUCCAUAAGGUAUACCGUUCGCCUGACUAUAUGCACGUGGAAGAUAAGGCUUGGUGCUACCUUGAUUUCCAAAGUCGGCUUAGGAAUUACGAAAAAGUGUACGAGAAGUGCGAUGUAGGUACUGAAUUUGCUAUAAAACCCGAUAACAUCGCAGGGAUAGGAUGCCUCAAAGUGAUUGACUUGGGGCUAACAUUGCAGUUGCAGGGACACACAUCACGUCGUUGUGAGAGUGAGCUCAUGUGCGUGCUUCAUAACUUGUACCACAAGACAGCAAGCACAGAAACCUUUUCCAGAGCCAGGUCAUUUACUUUUACUCGCUCAUCGUGUUCUUCUAGUUCUUCGUCCCUAUUUUCUAUUCCAAGUUUGCUUUUAACAAACCAAGAGCUGGAGUUCGAUAAUGUAUCGCGAGCAGAAUUGGAAGACGACGAUGAACAGCCUCUGGAAUACUCUUCUUUGAGGCAACGCAAAACCACAAUGUGA